Molecule: messenger RNA, 1518 nt
Organism: Saccharomycopsis crataegensis
Lineage: Eukaryota; Fungi; Ascomycota; Saccharomycetes; Ascoideales; Saccharomycopsidaceae
Exons: 1
Coding region: 1-1518 (505 amino acids)
Source: RefSeq, a predicted model, not a curated record
AUGGUGAGCAGCAAGAGGGUUGUGGAAACCGAUGAUUUAGUGCUUCAUGAUGAAUCUAGUACUUCAAGCUCGGAAUUUGAAGGUGAGAGAACCAGGGUGGCUAAAUCGCUCUCGAAUAUAUCGAUAUCUAAUCGUACGAUUGAUGAUAGUAGUGGUGAUGAUGAAUCAAAUGCAUCUCUAAUAAUCCGCGGCACACCAAGAAGAUCACUGAUCUAUAAAGUUGCAAAACACAUGUCUACCCCGAGCGCCCAGAAACCUGAAUCAGAUACAUCUCUAAUAAUUCGCAGCACACCAAGAAGAUCACUGAUCUAUAGAGUUGCAAAGCCCAUGUAUACCCCAAGUGUCCAGAAGCCAAAGACGGUAAUUGGAGGUAUCACACCAAAGACUUCUAACUUAACCCCGAGUAAAAUAAGACUGGGCGCCAGCUCCGCAAUCAUAACCCCCAAGGCAAACCAGCUUUCAAGUCCCAGUUCAAUACAGUUUUCAACUCCCAAGUCAAAAGUUUCAUCAAGUCGAAAGUCUCGUAAAUCUUUGACUAAUUCUUUGAAUCUUGCAAAGAGUUUAAUGAAAAAUCGUUCUGAUACUUUCAUUUCUAGUCCUUUGCUAUCAACGCGGGCGAAGAAGACAGCGAAAAAGGUGAUUCUUCCUCCAAAUAGACAUUUUACCGAAGAUGAGACAAGUAUGGCCAUUGAUGAUAGCGAGUACAUCGGGAGUUUUAAUAAGCUAACUAUCCUGAAACCUUCAAAGAACUCUACCAGAAGAACAUCAAGCAGCCCUGUCACAAAAUCAUCGAAUAACACCUUUAGCAAUUCCGUAAUACAGCCAGUUCGCACACAAGUUACAUCCAGAAAUACCAACAAUAUCACAAAGAAAAAGACUGGGAAAAAACGUGCUCGUGCUCAGAAUGCAGCUUCCUAUAAUGUUAUACAACCAGAUGCACCGAAAUCAUUUGAAAUCGAGGUCCAUAGGCUCGCCAAAGAUCUUAAUGGUAAGCGUGUCAAGCUAAAUUCAUUGGAUGUCAUAUCAACCGCAAUAUUUGAGCAUUUGAAAAGACACGAACACAAAGGCCAUGAAAAAUUGGUUCAAAGGUAUACUGAGCUUCUUUAUGAUUCUGUUUUGAGGAUUCUAGACUUAAAUCUCGUAUUGUCAAACCUUACGUCAAAUUUGAAGGAAAUUUCGACGAAAAAACUCAAACUUAGAGCGGAAAUAUUUAAAAUGAGGGAGCAAAACUCGAAAAACGUAAAUCAUCAAUUGGAACUACUUCGAUAUAAAAACAUAAACUUGAAGGAAAAUAACAUACAAGUAGCUAAGUUGAGUCUGCAGCUACAUAACCUUAGAAGAAUUUCAAGGAGUCCUAGUGAAUUCUCGGGAAAUCCUAAGCAGGUAGACGUCAACGAAAUUAAAGUGAAGCUUUCUGAACUAAGGGAGCUCAUUUCUCCAUGUUCGGGUAUAUUAAAUCGUCUCAAGGGCCUAAAUGGAACCCUAAACAGAAUUAAUGAAGAUAUUACGAAUAAUUAG